GCCCCCUACCCAAUCACUGCGUGACGCCAGCGCCCCCAGCGCGAAGGGGACGCCGCAAACCGCGGCCCGCGAAGGAACAACAGCUCCCGGCGUCCCCUGCGCGCCUCGGCGUCCCGGCUGCUGAGCUGACGUCACCGACCGGGAAAUUAAGAUGGCGGCCGCCAAGAGGAAGCAUGUGACUACGGCGGAGGCCGGGGCACCGGCGGGCUACACAGCCAUUCCAGUUAAGCUUUCUGAGAAGCAACAGUCACCUCACUACCUGUAUGUGAAGGAGCACAAAGUCCGAGAAGGCACCGAUACUACCCACCCUCCAAACCGUACUCUCUUUGUCCUUAAUAUCCCCCCGUAUUGCACAAAGGUGCGCUACCAGAUGGAGGACCCAGGCGAGGAUGUCUUGCUCCUUGAUCCACCAGUUGCAGGAAGCAUUGCAUGUCUGUCCAGGCUGUUUUCCUGCUGCUCGUCUGUCCAGUCUGUGAAUGUGUGUGAAAAACCGGGGCCACGAGAGAAACCAGAGGCACCCAAGUCCAAAUUCUUCAAUCUCAAGACAGUUACGGGAUUCCGAGUGGCUUACGUGGUGUUUAAGAAUCCGGCUGGGGUACAGGCAGCCAAGUCCCUAUCGCUGCAGGGCCCCCUGGUGAUCUCUUCGGAGAGUCACCCUGUGAAAACCGGUAUCCGCAAGUGGAUCGCCAGUUAUGCAGCUUCAGUGGUGGAUCCGGCAGAGCUGAAGGCUGAAGUGGACACCUUCAUGCAAACCUAUGAUAAGAAAAUAGCAGAGGAAGAAGCCAAAGCGGAGGAGGAGGAGGGUAUUCCAGAUGAGGAGGGUUGGGUGAAGGUGACACGGAAAGGCCGAAGGCCAGGACUCCCCCGGACAGAGGCUGCCAGUUUGCGGGUGCUGGAGAGGGAGAAGCGAAAAAGAGCACGCAAGGAGCUGCUCAACUUCUACGCCUGGCAGCAUCGAGAGACCAAGAGAGAAAACAUAGCCCAGCUGAGAAAGAAGUUUGAGGAGGACAAGCAGAGAAUUGUGCUGAUGCGGGCCCAGCGCAAGUUCCGGCCAUACUGAGCCACUCUGGGCGCUGCCACGUCCUUGGAUGUUUCCGCAGGAGGGCGCGUUGAGAAGUUCACUUCCUAGAGGCCCCUCAGCGGGCUCUGUCUGUAUAGUGACACCGAUUUGUUCCCUCUGCUGUAACCUGGGCCCUAAAUGAGAAAUCCCCAGUGGUUACAAGUGGAGGGUCGGAUGGAGCUCUUCGUGUGCUGAACAUGUCUCUAGUGGCAGCGAGCCCAGCACAGAGACUCCCAUUAGCAUGACUCGUGCUGUUCACAGGCUGCAGCUCCUCCUGUGCUGAGUGGGAUGGGAUCCUCCUGUAACCAGCCUCACCUUUUAUCUUACUGCACUGUCUCCUCUGGACACCCGUCUUAAACCAGAUCCCCCAGCAAGGGACGAGACCCACCCCCAUUCCUGGACAACCGCAGAAAGGCUGCUGCUGAAUCAAAGGCAAUAGAAGUCCACUGUACGUGAAUUGUAAAUAAACUGCCCCUGUUUCCUA
Messenger RNA from Malaclemys terrapin pileata, 1544 nucleotides. It is a transcript of the gene RRP7A, whose product is annotated as ribosomal RNA processing 7 homolog A. The coding region runs from base 152 to 1060 and encodes 302 amino acids. The record is from RefSeq and is a predicted model, not a curated record. Gene Ontology annotation, cellular component: CURI complex; UTP-C complex. Gene Ontology annotation, biological process: rRNA processing; ribosomal small subunit assembly. Gene Ontology annotation, molecular function: nucleic acid binding. NCBI's taxonomy places the organism in Eukaryota, Metazoa, Chordata, Testudines, Emydidae. The transcript has 8 exons.